AUGUUGAAAUGGGUCGUAACUCGUGGACCUCAGACAAUGUGUUCUGAGUGGCAAUCGCCUGUGAAACAUCCGUGGAUUUGGAAUGAAGAAAAUCCUCACUCGAAGCAGCAGCUGGACCUGAAAAAUAACAAUACUAUCCACCACAACAUGCCAGUUGGGGGAUCAAGCACACCAGUUGAAAGAAUCGGGUUUAUGAGUGAUUGCACCGAUCUGUCGAAUCUGAAAUGGUCAUCUCCUACGCCCAACGUGGAAGCCAGUGACGCAGGAUCAGCUUUUUGCUACUUACUAGUAAACAGACACUCGUCACCCCUGAAGCGGCUGAGCCACGCGACCGGUAACAAUCGGCAUUGUACUACCGCUCAGCACAACCUCAACGGUCAGAGACGAGUGCCUCAGAAAUCUCGGCGACGUUUUUCUAGCCUUCACAUACGAGAACCAACGAAAUUGGCCUCACCCAGCUACCGGUCAGCUGACGAUCCUGCCAACGAUCUGUCCAGUGAACAGCUUAUGCCAGCAUCGCCGAAUAUGUUUGCAACCGAAAGCGAACCAUACAACGAACGGGAAAUCAAAACACCUGAAACAGAGAAAAUGCCUUUGACCAGCCAUGGUUGCCGACAGUUGGUUAGCAGGAGAGCCGUACGGCGCAGGAAAAUUAUUCGCUCAUCCACGAAAGACGUGUAA
This is a messenger RNA of Anopheles nili, 681 nucleotides long. RefSeq lists its product as uncharacterized. The record is from RefSeq and is a predicted model, not a curated record. The coding region runs from base 1 to 681 and encodes 226 amino acids. NCBI's taxonomy places the organism in Eukaryota, Metazoa, Arthropoda, Insecta, Diptera, Culicidae. The transcript has a single exon.